Molecule: messenger RNA, 1320 nt
Organism: Nanorana parkeri
Lineage: Eukaryota; Metazoa; Chordata; Amphibia; Anura; Dicroglossidae
Product: arylacetamide deacetylase-like 4
Exons: 4
Coding region: 1-1320 (439 amino acids)
Cellular component (GO): membrane
Molecular function (GO): carboxylic ester hydrolase activity
Source: RefSeq, a predicted model, not a curated record
AUGUGCGUUGAUGACACGGCGGCCUCGGGAUGCCUCUGCAAAGUGACAUUAGACAAAAUUUCUGCUCGGCCGCUCAAGAAGCUCCAGAUCUUCAGACGGGAACGAGCGGCACUGACACAGGGGAAGACAAUUGAAAAGCUUGGAGUUUGGUCUGAGGAUGGUCUUAUAGGCCUUUUGGCAAAACUGAAUCCGAUAAAAUCAGUAGAUGACCCGGAACUCUUCACGAAGAACUUGAAAUUUGAAGGUGUGCCUGUGAGAGUUUACCAGCCCAGAGAGUCCUCUGCCGGAGGCAGAAAAGGAGUUAUGUUCUUUCAUGGAGGAGGCUUCAAGUGUUCAGAUCUCCUGGUCCCUUACAAUGCCCAGAUCUCCUGGUUCCUGGCAGUGCUCAGGUCUGAUGGUCCCCCACAGUGUUCAGAUCUCCUGGUCCCCGACAAUGCCCAGAUCUCCUGCUUCCUGGCAGUGCUCAGGUCUGAUGGUCCCCCACAGUGUUCAGAUCUCCUGGUCCCCUACAAUGCCCAGAUCUCCUGGUUCCUGGCAGUGCUCAGGUAUCGACUUGCACCAGAACACCUGUACCCCGCAGCAUUUGAAGAUUGCCUGAAUGCUACAAUCUACUUCCUGAAGACUGCACAGGAUUACGGUGUUAAUCCCUCUUCUGUUGUAAUCUGUGGGGACAGCGCAGGUGGAAACCUCACGGCUGGUGUGGCGCAAGCUCUUGUGACAAGAAAAGAUAUUCCCAAACCUCUGGCUCAGGUGCUAAUAUACCCCGUGGUCCAAAUGAUUGACUUCAACUUACCUUCUUACCAACAAAACAGCGGCGUGCCUCUCUUACUCAUAGACAAAGCCCUGUUCUACAUGCUAAAUUAUCUAGGAGAAGGGGUUCAGACCACCUUACAUAAAAAAGUACAAAAUGGUAGCCAUGUCCCUCCUGAUCUGAGGAAGAAAUUCUCUAAGUGGCUAAGUGCUGAUAAUAUCCCAGAUGAGUUCAAGGUCACGGGGUACAAGCCACACACCAUGUCUGCCUUUGACAAAAACGUCUAUGAAAAAGUCAAGCAACUUUUUGAACCUCCGUGCUCCCCGCUGGUAGCUGAGGACUCUGUGUUUCGCCUACUACCAAAAGCUUAUAUCUUAACAUGUGAGUUUGACGUUCUCCGCGAUGAAGGCAUACUCUACAAGAAACGCCUGGAAGACAAUGGGGUGUCGGUCACUUGGCACCAUAUUAAAGAUGGCUUCCAUGGAAUCAUCAGCUUUUGCGAUCAGUGGGAUUGUGAAUCGGGGAAACGGGCUGUGGACAGUUUUGUUAGCUUUAUAAGGGAUGCCUGA